This is a messenger RNA of Saccharomyces mikatae IFO 1815, 660 nucleotides long. It is a transcript of the gene MRP8, whose product is annotated as Mrp8p. The transcript has a single exon. NCBI's taxonomy places the organism in Eukaryota, Fungi, Ascomycota, Saccharomycetes, Saccharomycetales, Saccharomycetaceae. The record is from RefSeq and is a predicted model, not a curated record. The coding region runs from base 1 to 660 and encodes 219 amino acids.
AUGUCUAACGAAAUUGAAUUGCUACAGAAGCAAGUUUCCGAAUUGCAGGAAUUAGUGAAGAAGCAAAGUCUUAUUAUCUCAAAGACUGGGGAGCGGGUUCUCGAGUUGCAAGUAUCUAAACAAAAGCAUGAUGUGUCUGAUUUCGAUUCGAAAUUCUCCAAAUCCGUCUCGAAGAAAUCAGGGUCCACUGCCCAAUUCGAUGCGACUGAUUUUGCGACAAACGAAGAUCUAGUGGAAUUGGUCAAGGAACUACAGGGAGAGCUGAAUUUCAUCGAGGAACGUUCCAUCAGAAGACUUGUCAACUCUUUGAAAAAAGAGGACAAUGAUGUUGUAGCGCCAUUACCCAAUGCAGAUGGCGAUAUCCCUGUCAUUUCUGAUGGUAUCUUCCCUAAGUCGUUAAAGGAAUUUAAAAACAUUUCGGACUUGAAUCUGGUAAGACUCGCUAAAUUUUACGAAAGAUUACCACCAACAUUAAAGGAACAAGAAGACUUCGAAAAUUUCUUAGAAGGUAAGGUGGAGGCCUUUCACAUAAAUGAAACUACUGAUGAAGAAAUUUCCAAGGAAUUGGAAAAAUUCUCGAAAGAUGAUCUAGAUGAUGCUUUCAACGAUGUUGCUCGUUAUUUAGGUCUUUCCCUUAGAAGAGGAACCGAAAUAUGGUAA